AGUGACAUAUACACCUGGCUACAAGAAGACUCCUCCACCUGUUCCUCUUCGUUCCACCACUAAGCCGCUGAUUUCUGUAACAGCCCAGAGCAGCACAGAGUCGAUGCAGGAUGCGUACCACGAGGGUCGGCCGCCGCGGAGAGGGCUUUGGCCACCGGAUAGCCUCGGCCGGGUUAUCUACAACUCCACCGACAGCCUGGAUAGCGCUAAGGCGGUGACCCUAGCAAUGGAAACCGCAUCCAAGCGCCUCACUUCUGCGGGGAGCUACAGCUCCGUUCAGACCUGCGAUAAGGCCAUCCUGGUGUCCAAAGCAGAGGAAUACCUCAAGACUCCGCGUUCUUCCAUCGGGAUACAGGUGGAAGCAGCCACAGAUUCUGAGACCGAUAGUAAAGGUCUCCCACAGUAUCAGUCCGUGGGUAUCCAGGUGGAGGAUGAGAAGAGACUUGGCCGCUUUAAACGGUCCAACAGUGUGACGACGGCAGUUCAGGCUGAUUUGGAGCUGGAGGGGUUUCCUUCGACCGAAGACAAGAGUCUGCAGUUUGGAGGAUUUCAGCGGCAUUCUGAACCCAGUACACCCACACAGUACAAUGUGGUUCGGACUGUACGCACACAGGGCCUUUUUAGCUACCGUGAGGAUUACAGGCCCUCCAGUGGGCCGCCCAGUCCACAGCCUGAACCCUGGCUGGUGGAGCCCGCUCUUGAAGCAGCCGAGUCCGGCCGGGUAUCGCCACUCCGCCGCGAUGGCAGCUGGUUCAUGCAGCUUCUGCACAGCGAGACCAAACGUCUGGAGGGAUGGUGCAAAGACAUGGAACGUGAGGCUGAGGAGCACGACCUGUCGGAGGAGAUUCUUGGGAAGAUCCGGAGUGCUGUGGGCAGUGCUCACCUCCUAAUGUCCCAGAAAUUCCAGCAGUUUUACUGGUUGUGUCAGCAAAAUUUGCCUGAAAGGAGCUUUAACCAGUUUCAAGCUGUGUGA
Molecule: messenger RNA, 973 nt
Organism: Sinocyclocheilus rhinocerous
Lineage: Eukaryota; Metazoa; Chordata; Actinopteri; Cypriniformes; Cyprinidae
Product: disks large-associated protein 2-like
Exons: 5
Coding region: 104-973 (289 amino acids)
Biological process (GO): signaling
Cellular component (GO): glutamatergic synapse; postsynaptic specialization
Molecular function (GO): molecular adaptor activity
Source: RefSeq, a predicted model, not a curated record